Molecule: messenger RNA, 1918 nt
Organism: Protopterus annectens (West African lungfish)
Lineage: Eukaryota; Metazoa; Chordata; Ceratodontiformes; Protopteridae
Product: avidin-related protein 4/5-like
Exons: 5
Coding region: 81-647 (188 amino acids)
Molecular function (GO): biotin binding
Source: RefSeq, a predicted model, not a curated record
AACUAAGAUAACCACCCUGCUUGCUGGGUGUUACUGAUCCCACUCAGCCGUUAUAUAGCUGUAAGCAUGUCCAUCUUUUCAUGCUUUGCAGAGAAGGGCACUGUAGGAAACUGAAAACACUCCGAACAGUUCCAAAGGAAACAUUCUGUGGACAAGAAGAAAACGGAAAAGACCACAUUAAAGUGAGCACUUCUACCACAGGAGACAACAUUGCACCAAACAUGCAGACCAUGGCACCGUCAUUGGCUGGUAUAUGGAAGAAUGAACUGGGCUCUAUACUUUCUAUUGAUGAACAUGAUGGAAACCUUUUCGAAGGUACUUACCUAACAGCAGUGAAAUCUGAGGAAACUGAAGAUGACAUCAAAUUGUCAGAUAUUGUUGGGUUCCAGCAGCAGGACAAUUCAUUCACAUUUGGCUUCACUGUUAGAUGGUCCUUUUCAGAUUCUGUCACUGUAUUCACUGGGCAGUACUUUCCUGACAGUGAGAAUGGAGAGAUUCUGGAGACCAUGUGGCUGAUAAGAAGUAAUGUUGACAACCACAGUAAAGACUGGGAAGCUACCACUGUUGGAAAAAAUACCUUUGUAAGAUGGAGUUUGGAUAAGUGUUCGCCUGAAAUAGUGGAAAUGUUCACCAAAAGAAAAAAUUAAGGAAAUUGUCAUGAAGUGUUCCAGUGUUAUUAUAUCAGAACUCGUAUUACAUCAUGGGGACCUGCACAGUCUAUGUCAAAUGUAGGACUCUGAUGAAUGAAACUACCUUUCGUAUCUGCCUGCUCAGUCUAUUAUGUCAACAAUGAAUAUAUUCCACCUUGGCAAAACAGUUCUGCAUUAAGGUCAAAGACUCCAGAUCUAAAGCAUGCUCCAAUUCCUACACAUAAAUCCAAAUGCGUUUUAAACAAUUGCAGUGAAUGUGACUGAUGGAUGGUUAAUGAACAAAGAAAAAAAAGUGUUCAGGAUACCAUGGAUGAAUCUUUAAUGACAAACACAAUAGUGGGUGAGCAGUAGGUUAACAGAUUCAUGUCAUUUAAGUGGGCAUAAUUUAAUGUUGGGUAGCUGUAUUUCUACAGUUAUGGUUUAAUGCUGAUUAACUGUAGCAUUAAAUAAGGUUUAUUAAAGCAACGUAAAUCUUUCACACUUAGUUACUGUGAUUUUUAUGGUAAAUAAUACAUGAUUCCUAUCAUGCCUUGCAUUGCAGAUGACUGUAUUUUUGUAAAAUCUUACCCUUGUUUUUCUCUAAAAUGUUAGUAAACCAAAAUGGUUUAGAUGUUUGACUUUUCUGCUUGAAAAUAUGCAAUCAGUGUUAUCAACAGCAUUAAUAAAAGCUGCAGUACAAUUAAAUUCACAAACAGAAACAUCAGGAACCAGUAUCCAAAAGGUCUGCAACAGCAGAAGGCCUCCAUGACAGAAGCAAUACUUCAACGGAUAGAAAAUAACUCAAGACUACAUAGAAAGUACAGCAGCUUGCAAAGCUAGAAAAUUCACAGGUCUGUGAAGCUGAGUAAUAGCAGAGAAAUCCAUAGCACCUGACCAGGAUGCCUUCACAAGGGAAAACACCAAAAGUAAUAAAGUUCACAGAAGUGUCUUUCUAGAAAUUAAUGGCAACACAGCUAUAAUGCAAAGCCAAGUAUGUAUGUCAGGUAAUCACUAAAUACCAUACGUUAACAAGUGUUUCAGUUUUAAAAAAUUCAUAGGCUUGUUUCAUUCUUAGGUUUCAACAUUUCUUUAAUACAUAUCUAUAUUUGUAUCUGUAUCUAUAGAUCUAUGUAAAUAUAUAUAUAUAUAUAUAUAUAUAUAUAUAUAAAACAGACCUGACUGCCAUUGUAUUCCAUUUUCUUUUUCUUUUUCUCCUUGAUGUGGUAAAGGUUACAGUUAACAUGAAAGCUUGUCUUGAUUUUAAUAAAUUCAGUAUAUUUAUCUAUCAA